UGACAAGAUGCAGAGAUUCAAUCCUCGAGAUCAUCGCCGUCGCCUUUUGUCAACCUCAGCCGAGCCUUGAGGUACCAACAAUAUGUCUUUGUCACACCAUGUCAACGCAGAAGAUGUCAUCCGGCACCUCGCGGACACUCACAUCUCGGAAGCGCUGCGGGGUCCCAACCCUCACAAGGAGGCUCAGGAGCCGCAUCUGACUCCCUACAUGUCUCGCUAUACGAGCCAGAUUCUCAUCCCGAAGUAUACAAUUCCAGCGGAAGGCGCUCCUGCCGACUCAGUCUAUAGUAUGCUCAGCGAUGAGCUCGACCUCGAUGGGAGGCCGAACCUCAACCUCGCGAGCUUCGUCGGGACAUAUCUGGAAGACAAUGCCAAGCAGUUGAUGAUUGAGAACCUUUCCAAAAACCUGGCCGAUUCCGAUGAGUAUCCCGCCAUGGUGUCCAUUGCUGAGCGAUGUGUCAGCAUCCUCGCCCAUCUAUGGGGUGUUCAGGACGGGGAGAGGGCCAUUGGAUCCCCGACCACGGGAUCGUCCGAAGCCAUCCAGCUCGGGGGCCUCGCCAUGAAGCGCAGAUGGCAGGAGCGCCGGCAGGCCGAAGGGAAGGACACCCUCCGGCCAAAUAUCAUCAUGGGAGCCAAUGCUCAGGUUGCCUUGGAGAAGUUCGCCAGGUACUUUGAUGUCGAAGCUCGUAUUCUACCGGUCUCGGCCAAGAGCUCAUUCCGUCUCGAUCCCGAGCUGGUCCGCCGGAACAUCGACGAGAACACCAUAGGCGUGUUUGUGAUCAUGGGGAGCACGUACACGGGCCAUUAUGAACCUGUCGAGGAGAUCUCCAAGAUACUGGAUGAGUACGAGGAGAAGACUGGCAUUGAUAUCCCCAUCCACGUUGAUGGUGCCAGCGGGGGCUUCGUGGCCCCCUUUACUCAUGUCCAGGCAGGAGGGCCCAAAUGGGAUUUUAACCUUCCGCGGGUGAAGUCAAUCAAUACUUCUGGCCACAAAUACGGCCUUGUCUACGCCGGGAUCGGCUGGAUCAUCUGGCGAGAUGAGUCCUAUCUUCCCAAACACCUCGUCUUCGAGCUCCACUACCUCGGCGGCACCGAGAAGACCUACACGCUCAACUUCACUCGCCCCGGCGCCCACGUCCUGGUCCAGUACUAUAACCUCAUCCACCUCGGCUUUCAGGGCUACCGGCAGGUCAUGGAGAACUGCCUCGCCAACGCGCGCGUGCUCUCCAACAGCCUCGAGGCAACAGGCUGGUACCACUGCGUGUCCGACAUCCACCGCAAGGCCCCGGCCACGGCCCACACGAGGGCGCUAAAGGAGCGCGUCAAGGCGGCGGUAGCCUCUGCGACGGGCCCCAUCGCCGGCAGGGAGACCUCGGCCGAGUACGUGGCGGGGCUCCCCGUGGUGUCGUUCCGCUUCUCGGACGACUUCCGCCGAGAGUACCCGCGCCUCCGGCAGGAGACGGUGUCGCUGCUCCUGCGGGCUAGGCAGUGGAUCGUCCCCAACUACGCGCUGCCGCCCGCCGAGGACGGCACCGAGAUCCUGCGCGUCGUGGUCCGCGAGAACAUGAGCUUCGACCUCCUCGACCGCCUGAUCACCGACAUUGUGCGCGUGACGGAGACGCUCAUGGACGCCGGCGAGGUCGAUCUCUCGAUCCUGCCGAAGCAGAGGCAGCCGCGGCCGGGGAAGACGGGCGAGGCGGAGGACCGGAAGGAUGCGUCGGAUCGGAAGGGCAAGGGCCCGGACCUGGGCAAGGAGGUGAAGAGGAUGGCGGAUGGGAUACAUCGGUCGGUCUGUUAAUGUUAAUGUUAAAAGUGUACUGAGGAAAAUGGCUUGGGCUCUAGGAUUCAGGGGUUUCAGAUUCGAACGCCGGCUGCAAAAGUGACUUGAAUUGCUUGCUUUCUUUCUUGCUUUCUUCCUUGACUACCAAUAACGCCUAAGGGACCCUUAAAAUAUGCGCCCCAGAUAGCGUGACUUUAACUCGACUGUGCUUGCUGCCUGCAACCAGGCAGAAGAGUGGCGAGUCAGGUAUGAAUCCUCUCCAUUCCAAGUUCUGUCUGG
Phialemonium atrogriseum is the source of this 2059-nucleotide messenger RNA. RefSeq names its product glutamate decarboxylase. Gene Ontology annotation, molecular function: glutamate decarboxylase activity; pyridoxal phosphate binding. Lineage: Eukaryota; Fungi; Ascomycota; Sordariomycetes; Cephalothecales; Cephalothecaceae. Gene Ontology annotation, biological process: L-glutamate catabolic process. Gene Ontology annotation, cellular component: cytosol. The record is from RefSeq and is a predicted model, not a curated record. The transcript has 5 exons. Bases 83 to 1798 code for a protein of 571 amino acids.